AGCCCCAAACAGCCAUGGCCUCCUUCCUCCACCGAAGUCGAACCACCUCUCACCUCUUCCAAAACCUUAGAAGCCUUAACCCCUUAAGUGCUCACCUCAACCCCAAACCCCUCCAUACGCCUCCUCCUCCAUUAAAGCACUCAAAACCUAUCUCUGUUAUUCAUUUAUUCUCAUCAAGAAGUUCCAAAACCAUGAACAAUUCCUGCCUCCAUGAUCAUUCUAUCUCGACCUUCAAUAUUAGAUCUCAAUCACUUAUUUAUGAAAACCCGGCCAUUACCAAUUCCAAACGGUCCUCCUCGACUUUGCCGAAAAAUCCUCAGCCCGAGUUGCGGCACCAGGAGAUCACCGGCCCGACGGUCGAACCCGACAUCUCUCCCCUCGCCAACGAGACCCGCGAGGUACUCGAAUCCCUUCGAAGGUCCGUAUACGAUCUAAGUUCCGCUCUCGCGGUGCUUGGUGUCGCCCACCUAGGUCUCGGCGCGUGGAUCGCGUACGCCGUGCGGCCACCGAACGAGGUCUCUGUCCAGGGCCUGGCUGCCUUUGCCUUUCCUUUCUCGGCGGCAUUCCUCUUACGGAGGACUGUUAAGCCUAUGACGUUUUUUCAGAAUAUGGAGCAGCAGGGGCGGUUGCAGGUUCUUACGCUUGCUUUACAGGUUUCGAAGAGUUUGCGGGUUCUGUUUGUGAGGAUGCGAGUUGUUUGUGUUUGCUGUGUCGUUGGAGUUUCUGCUGGAUCGGUGGUGACUUUGUGGAUGCGUUGAGUUGGUUACAGUUUUGAUGAUUUACACUUUUAGAGAUUGUGGGAUUUUCGUUCCCGUUCCAAUUGAAUGGAGCAAUGAUUUUUCAUUUUGGAUGGAGCAAUGAUUUUUCACCCCUAAACGCAGUUCUAAUUUAGCAUUCUUAAGUGUUAUGGAAGUAGCUAAGGCUGUAAACGAGCUGGGUUGACUUUUAUUUUGCUUUAGAAAUUUGCCAAACAGUAUUGUCUGUUUAUUUUCAUCGAGUUUGAGCUGAAGCCAGGUUUUGGUUGAGCUUUACUAAAUGUUUAUGAAAUGAGAAUUAUUUGGACGUAUAAGCUGACGAGAUAACAUAAAAUUUCAGUCA
This is a messenger RNA of Dendrobium catenatum, 1098 nucleotides long. RefSeq lists its product as uncharacterized. The record is from RefSeq and is a predicted model, not a curated record. The coding region runs from base 15 to 758 and encodes 247 amino acids. The transcript has 2 exons. Lineage: Eukaryota; Viridiplantae; Streptophyta; Magnoliopsida; Asparagales; Orchidaceae.